GCUGUGCUGCGGCGCUGCUGGCAACUGCCCUGGGAAAUGACAAGGACUCCUGCACCUUUGCGGCAACGCUCCUGGGAGUGAACGAGGUUCCCAAGAACAACUCCAAGGCAGCCAAAGCCUCUGUGGGUGACCUGCGAGGUGUGGGCUACCUGCGCCUCACAAUCUACAG
Closterium sp. Naga37s-1 is the source of this 169-nucleotide messenger RNA. The record is from the annotation of a GenBank genome assembly. Lineage: Eukaryota; Viridiplantae; Streptophyta; Zygnematophyceae; Desmidiales; Closteriaceae.